This is a messenger RNA of Manis javanica (Malayan pangolin), 6420 nucleotides long. It is a transcript of the gene SEL1L, whose product is annotated as SEL1L adaptor subunit of SYVN1 ubiquitin ligase. NCBI's taxonomy places the organism in Eukaryota, Metazoa, Chordata, Mammalia, Pholidota, Manidae. The record is from RefSeq and is a predicted model, not a curated record. Gene Ontology annotation, cellular component: endoplasmic reticulum membrane. Gene Ontology annotation, biological process: ERAD pathway. Gene Ontology annotation, molecular function: protein binding.
AGGAAGAGCACCCGCGAGGCGGCGGCGGCGGCCGAGUCGGUGGUGGCGGUGGUGGAGGCGAAAGCGACAGCUCCAGAGGGUGGCAGCCGCCCCGAGAGCAGGAUGCGGGUCUGGGUCGGGCUGACGCUGCUACUCUGUGUGGUGCUGCUGGGCUCGGCCUCGGCGUCGUCGGAUGAGGAAGGAGGUCAGGAUGAAUCCUUAGAUUCCAAGACUUCUUUGCCAUCGGAUGAGUCUGUAAAGGACCAUGGCACAACAGGCAGAGUAGUGGCUGGUCAGAUAUUCCUUGAUUCAGAAGAAUCAGAAUUAGAAUCACCUAUUCAAGAAGAAGACAGCUUCAGGAGCCAAGAAGGGGAAAGUGUCACUGAAGAAAUCAGCUUUCUAGAAUCUCCAAAUGCAGAAAACAAGGACUAUGAAGAACCAACAAAAGUACAGAAACCAGCUUUGACAGCUAUUGAAGGCACAGCUCAUGGUGAGCCCUGCCGCUUCCCUUUUCUGUUCCUGGAUAAGGAAUAUGAUGAAUGCACCUCAGAUGGAAGGGAAGAUGGCAGACUGUGGUGUGCUACAACCUAUGACUACAAAGCAGAUGAAAAGUGGGGCUUUUGUGAAACUGAAGAAGAGGCUGCUAGAAGACGACAAAUGCAGGAAGCAGAAAUGAUGUACCAGACUGGGAUGAAAAUCCUCAAUGGAAGCAAUAAGAAAAGCCAAAAAAGAGAAGCAUACCGGUAUCUUCAAAAGGCAGCAGGCAUGAACCAUACCAAGGCCCUGGAGAGAGUGUCAUACGCUCUUCUGUUUGGUGAUUACCUGACACAGAAUAUACAAGCAGCUAGAGAGAUGUCUGAGAAACUGACUGAGGAAGGCUCUCCGAAGGGACAAACUGCUCUUGGCUUUCUUUAUGCAUCUGGACUUGGUGUUAAUUCAAGUCAGGCAAAGGCCCUUGUAUAUUAUACUUUUGGAGCUCUUGGGGGCAACCUGAUAGCUCACAUGGUUUUGGGUUACCGAUACUGGGCAGGCAUCGGAGUCCUCCAGAGUUGUGAAUCUGCACUGACCCAUUAUCGCCUUGUUGCCAAUCAUGUUGCUAGUGAUAUCUCACUGACAGGAGGCUCAGUGGUACAGAGAAUACGGCUGCCUGACGAGGUGGAAAAUCCAGGAAUGAACAGUGGAAUGCUAGAAGAAGAUUUGAUUCAGUAUUACCAGUUCCUAGCUGAAAAAGGUGAUGUACAAGCACAGGUUGGUCUGGGACAGCUGCAUCUGCAUGGAGGGCGUGGAGUAGAACAAAACCAUCAGAGAGCAUUUGACUACUUCAAUUUAGCAGCUAAUGCUGGCAAUUCACAUGCUAUGGCCUUCUUGGGAAAGAUGUAUUCAGAGGGAAGUGAUAUUGUACCUCAGAGUAAUGAGACAGCUCUUCACUACUUUAAGAAAGCUGCUGACAUGGGCAACCCGGUUGGACAAAGUGGGCUUGGAAUGGCUUAUCUCUACGGGAGAGGAGUUCAAGUUAAUUAUGAUCUGGCACUGAAGUAUUUCCAGAAAGCUGCUGAACAAGGCUGGGUGGAUGGGCAGCUACAGCUUGGUUCUAUGUAUUAUAAUGGCAUUGGAGUCAAGAGGGAUUAUAAACAAGCCUUGAAGUAUUUUAAUCUAGCUUCUCAGGGAGGCCAUAUCUUGGCUUUCUAUAACCUAGCCCAGAUGCAUGCCAGUGGCACAGGUGUGAUGCGAUCUUGUCACACUGCAGUGGAGCUGUUUAAGAACGUAUGUGAACGAGGCCGUUGGUCUGAGAGGCUCAUGACUGCCUAUAACAGCUAUAAAGAUGGUGACUACAAUGCCGCAGUGAUCCAGUACCUGCUGCUGGCUGAACAGGGCUAUGAGGUGGCACAGAGCAAUGCGGCCUUCAUUCUCGACCAGAGAGAAGCAACCAUAGUAGGUGAGAAUGAAACUUACCCCAGAGCUUUGCUACACUGGAACAGGGCCGCCUCUCAAGGCUACACUGUGGCUAGAAUUAAACUUGGAGACUACCAUUUCUAUGGAUUUGGCACUGACGUAGAUUACGAGACCGCAUUUAUUCAUUAUCGUCUAGCAUCUGAGCAACAACACAGUGCACAAGCUAUGUUUAAUCUGGGAUACAUGCAUGAGAAAGGACUAGGCAUUAAACAGGAUAUUCACCUUGCAAAACGUUUUUAUGACAUGGCAGCCGAAGCCAGUCCAGAUGCACAAGUACCAGUCUUCCUAGCACUCUGCAAAUUGGGCGUGGUGUAUUUCUUGCAAUACAUACGGGAAACAAAUAUUCGAGAUUUAUUCACUCAUCUUGAUAUGGACCAGCUUUUGGGACCUGAGUGGGACCUUUACCUCAUGACGAUCAUCGCGUUACUGCUGGGAACGGUUAUAGCUUACCGGCAGAGGCAGCACCAAGACAUGCCUGUCCCCAGGCCUCCAGGGCCACGGCCAGCGCCUCCACAGCAGGAGGGCCCACCAGAGCAGCCACCGCCACAGUAACAGCCACUGUGGGCAGCCUUGAUCAGUGACAACCAAGGAGAUUGUUUGCUGAGAACACUUGCAUUUGAUUUACAACUUUGGAUCAGUGGCCAUCUCCUGGAAGAGGCACAUGGAAGCAUUGAAUUCCUAAAGCUGCUUAGAAUCUGAUGCCUUUAUUUUCAGGGAUAAGUAACUCUUACCUAAACUGAAUGUUUGUUUCAGUGCCGAAUGGAAUAACAACUCUCAAUGGCUUUCCUUGUUUCUUCUCCUUCUCAUUUUAUUCUUGUUCUUUUUUUGUUUUUCUGGAAACAUGAGACACAGUCACGUCUACUCUUAUCCAGCUCUCUUUUCUGGGUCCUUUGGGUUAUUCGCUCAAUGUGCAUAAGUUCUUCUAUCAACCACCUUUAACGUCUUCUGCAUCGACACUAAAAACUGAUCAAUGUAAAAAAGAAAACCCAGUUAGUUGAAAGUUUAACCUUAACAUGUUUGAAAGUCUGAAACUAGAACUUGCCUUUUAAGUAAAAAAAAAAACAAAAAAAAAAAAACACUUCAGAAUGUUUCAGAACAUCAAUAACUGAGAAACUUUACCAAUCCACAUGCAAGUAUACAUAUUCAGCAUAUUGUUAAUUUAUAAGGGACAUUUGGGAGAUUUCCUAUUACCAGUGACUGUCCUGCUUUUUACCAUACUUCCCUCCUUCAACGACUGAAAGGCCUUGUUAAAGAGUUUCAUGUGACCUUCACUUCUCUGAAAUGGAAUAUAUGAGACAUUGUGAACCAACUCCUUGAGCUAACAUGUGAAUUUGUCCCACCUACUCAAUAUAAUUUGCUUGUUUGUUUUGAGUGUAUAGAGCUUGGAUCUGGAAGCCAGAGGAUGGACUAAGUGAAAGAAAUUAGAAGAUAAUAUGAAAGAACUCUGGGUGGGAUACUAAGAUCAUAGAAACACUUUCCUGAAAGUUGAAGCAUUUGUUCCCAGGAUUUAUUUUACUUUGCAUUUCUUAUUGCAAAAGAAUAGAUCACCCUCCUGAAUUCUUUAAAUAUGAAAUGUCAUUGCCAGAAUAUGGCAUGCAGUGACUACCAUUAUAAUACUAAAACUCAGAGGCUGUAAGAUGCGUUAAAUUCAGCAGUUGAGGAAAGCUCAAGCCUGUGUAUCCUGUUCAGGUAGAUUUUAUCUCUGCAGUUUUAUACUACAGUAGAAAGUCAUUCCCUUGCAUAGUUACCAUAUUCCCGCUGUUAACAUUAGGGAAAUGAAGGGAAUUGUGUGUUAAAUAGUAUGGAAGAAAAACAACAGAGAACAGAACUUCAUUUAUCAUAAAAAUGAAAAAAUUUAAACCAAAUUUGUUUUCUUUUGUCAGAUGGUGGUAUUCACCAACCUACAUCUAGUCUGAGACUGCCCGAGUAUCUGAGCAGGCUUUCUGUGCCUGCUGACCUCACUCUGUAUUAAUGUUUAUGCUUUUUCCAUAAUCACCCAUCUGCCAGAAAACUUGAAGUUUAUUAACUGUAGAGUUGUAAGACUUUGGAUUUUGAAUAUUUAGAACUAGAUUUAGUCUGUAAUGAAUAUGAAGGCUUUAAAUGUGAUGUUGUAUGCUUUUUUGUGUGUGUUUAGAGUAUUACGAGAAACCUGGUAAGCAAACUUUCCUCCCAAAUAAUUACUUCCAAAGUUGAAGAGGUGGCCAUGGAGAGAACCAUAUGUAUAAAAGCAUAUCUGAAAGGUAGGAAAUUUUACUCUGAAAAGUGUAAUAUCAUUUGGGGCAUCUCUUAAAUAUUAAGACUUGUUUGAUGUCUUAACACUGAGAUUUGAGUGCAGUUGGUGCAAGAUGUUGGCGACUUUGCCACUGCCUCCUCUCCCACCCUUCAAAUAAGUCGAGUCCGUUGUGGCAGCCACACUUCAUUUCAGAGGAACUGUUUUAAUUUAGUUAAGUGUUUUAAAAUCCUCUAAGAUGACUAAACCUUUACCAUCCACCUCAUUUCUCCUUUCACAAUUUUUAAUUCCUAUCUCUACUUCCCUCAUUAGUAUGUUGAAAAAGCAUUUUGUAAGACAGCGUGCGCCUGUAGCUAGGUGGCAAAGCACUGUUUUUCCCACAGUAAUAGACGUCCCAUGAGUUUACCAUUUGCCAUGUCCUUUUUAUUUCUACUAUUACAAACAUCCUUUUCUUGGCUUUUUUGCACCUCCUGUUUUACCCUGGGUCAUAUGCUACUGGAAAUUGGAAGGGUAUCUUUAAAAUAACUUGGUUCCUAUGGCUUCAUGACUCCAGUCCUUACGGCUGUCUCAAAAUACUUCACUCCCUUUUUGUUCAUGGGACAUGAUACCUAAGCAAAUAGGAACUGGGUUUGGUGUUUCUCCUAAAAUAAUGCUCAAUAUUUACCUAAUCAAAUGGCAUCCAUUUGAAUAAAAUGACCGUAACUAAAGCUAGUUAAUGUCAGUGACAUUAAACUAACUCCAGGAUUCAGGAGUUUUAAUGUUAGAAUUUAGAGUUAGCAGCUAGAGUGUAGCUUCAUUUCUCCUUGGCAGCCUGUCCCCAGGACCCCUUUGAUAGUCUUGUCUUCCUGCCUUUGAAGGUGAUACAGUGGUGGUCUACUUAGUUAUCUUCUCCUGUUAUCUGCUUUGUUGGUUAGUAAACUGUUUUAAUCUUGAGGCUAUCAUUUUACUUUUAUUUUAUGUUACAAAGGUAGCAUUGGUCUUCAGAUUUUUUUCUUUCUGUGUUUGAAGUUUUUGUUUCUGUUUUCUGAGUUAAGUGUAUUUUUGGUUAAUAUUCAGUGGCACGAAGAAAGUAAAAAGCCCUUUUUUCCCCCAAAAAUUCACUAUUUAGCUCUUAAAUGAGAUUAAUUUAUGAAUCACUAAUCUUAAGUACUCUUGAGAAUUUGUUACCUUGUGCAUAUAAGGUUAAUUUGUGAAAGUUUUACUACUAAGCUGUUUUAUCUCUGUAUCAUUGAGAAGUUUUAGAGACUUCUACCCGUGAUCUGGUGAUGACCUGAUACUUUAUUUAACUAAGCAGUUGCUGUUGCCUCCAGAAAACUUAAGUAUUUUGUAUAGAAAUUUUUUUUUUUUUUGCUUUGUUUUUCCCUCCUUUCUUUGUUCUUCAAACCAGUGUUUUGGAAGUACGCAUGAAAGCCUGUAAGUGAAGAACACAACUCUUCAUGUGUAGCAUGUGUAUUAUCAUUUAGCUACAUCUGCAAAAGACUUCCUUUACAGAGGUUAGGACUAACAUUUCACAUGCACAUUUCAAAACAAAAUGCUUCAGAUAAACAGCCCCUUUACCUGCCAAGAGGAGCAUUGUGGGCUGCACUUGCCCCACUGACAGCUAGGAUUUGUUUUGAAAGUGGAUUUAAUAUUUAUUGCACAAUAUUAUGACUAGUGUGCAAGAAAUAAACUCUUGUUUUCAUGAAAAUUUUUUCAUCACUCAUUACUCUCGAAAAAAAGUGAAAAUAUAAAUUUCUGAAUACCAUAUUGUCCGAGGCACUACCUGAUUUUUAAAUGCGUAGUAGUCAUUGAAAAGAAGUUAAAUUUCUCUGUCUUGGUAUUUAAAGAAAAUCUAAAAUAUCCCAAGUAAAAAUCAUUUGUAUUUUAAAAUGACUGUUUGUACAAGUAAAUACUGAUUUUGUGCGCAUGAGAAGGGUAUCUUGGUUGUGUGCAGAGAGUCAUCUCAGAUGUACCAUUUUUCCUAUUUGGAAUGACAAACAAGCUGACACUAUGAUUAAAAAAAAAAAUCAAAAUGUUCACACGAUCAAGGUAUAACCACUAUCAAUAUUUAGGAGAAAUUUAAAAGGCCAUAAGCUGGCAUUGGAAGGAACACCACAACAGACUUUUUUGUAAAUUUAUUUUGUAUUUAAUUAAAUACAGUAUAAAGGCUGGUGAAGUGUAAUAUAAUUGUGUAAACAAAUCUUGUUAAUAGAGAGAUGUACAGAUUCAUUUUGUACUGUAUCUUGAAACUUGUGAAAUAAAGAAUCCACCUCUGGUUA